UGCAAUUUUUAGUUGAAAUCGGUGCCUUGCAAAAUGGCAGGGCAAAAUGCAGUCAUCGUCAAGAAUGCGAAGAAAACAUAUGGUGGUGGAGUAUACAUCUUGAAUGGCGUGAAUCUUACUGUUCCCAAAGGCUGUAUAUAUAGCUUACUGGGAGCUAGUGGAUGCGGAAAAACCACUUUACUCUCUUGCGUGGUUGGCGUCCGAAAAUUGGAUUAUGGGGAUAUUUGGGUACUCGGUGGCCAGCCGGGAACCGAAGAUUCUGGAAUACCAGGGCCUCGUAUCGGUUACAUGCCGCAAGAUGUUUCGCUGGUCGACGAAUUUUCUGUGAUUGACGCGCUUGUCUUUUUUGGAACAAUCAGUGGCAUGGAAAAAUUUGAAAUUGAAGAAAGAUACGUAGAAUUAAAGGAUUUACUCCAACUGCCACCCAGGGACCGUUUGGUGAAGAACAUGAGCGGUGGCCAGCAAAGAAGAGUAUCCUUCGCAGCAGCUCUGCUUCAGAGGCCUGAACUGCUGAUCCUCGAUGAACCCACUGUCGGUUUAGAUCCAGUUUUAAGGGACAAUAUUUGGAACCACUUGACGCAGAUCACAAAAGAAGAAGGUGUCACAGUGAUUAUCACUACGCAUUAUAUCGAGGAAGCAAAACAAUCUGAUAAGAUUGGAUUGCUCAGAAAUGGCCAGCUGUUGGCUGAAUCAUCACUGAAUGAAUUAUUGGAGCGAUUUCAAACCGACUCCCUGGAGGAAGCCUUCUUAACCUUGAGUCAACAACAAGCUGAAGAUUCACAAGGAAGUAAUCUGAUCCCUGAUCCUCCAGCGGAGAUCAAUCCGAUUUAUAAUUCGUACGAUGUCAGCAACGGGAAGACGAAGCAGAGGAUGCAUCAAAGUAACUGGAAGACGAGAAUUAGGGCUUUGCUUUAUAAGAAUGCGCUUCAGUUUUUGCGUCAUCCUGGGGGGUUCUUAUUUUCAAUCGUCUUACCAGUGUUGGAAAUGAUGCUGUUCUUUUACACGGUUGGUCCAGACCCAAAAAAUCUCAAGAUAUACGUAGUGAACGAAGAGACUGGUGCUUGUAAUAGUCAGAAAUAUUUAGGCAAUAUUACAUACUACAACGAAGAGCAAACGUGCAAGUUCACCGAUCUCAGUUGUAGGUUCAUAGCCAACAUGGACGAUGAUAUUCUAGAGACGAAAUUUUAUGAUAAUUACGAAAAAGCGAAGGAGAAACUGAAGCAUAAUCAUGACGCCGUUGGAAUAAUGUAUUUUCAGAGAAAUUUUUCACUUGGAAUGGAACAGAAGUUAGAAAAUAUGCUUACUAUAUCUGACGAUGUUAUUUCGGCUUCUAUAAUCGACGUCGAGUUACAUAUUCCAGAUAGAGAAAUUAUUUUAUUCGUAAAACAAUACUUAUAUAAAAUGUUGAUGAAAGAGUUAGAGAAAAUUGUUCAGGAAUGUGGAAUUAGUAAAAAGUACGCAAAUAUUCCAAUAAAGUUUGAAGAUCCGAUUUAUGGUAAGAUGGAAAUGGAGUUUGGACAAUAUGUCAUACCAGUAUUUUUGCUAACAAUGUUAUUCAUUUUGGCAACAUCUAUUUCUUCGAGUGCAAUCAUAGUCGAUCGUCAUUCUGGCAUAUGGGACAGGAUCUUAGUUCAAGGUGUUACCACCGCAGAGAUUCUGAUUACUCACUUGAUAACGCAAGCUAUAAUCAUUGUAUUUCAAGUAACACUUGCGUUAUAUAUUGGUUUCGAGCAGUAUGAUAUGUAUUGCGAAGGAUCAAAGAUCGGUGUCACCGCGAUGAUUAUGCUAGAAGGAAUUUGUGGAAUGGUAUACGGUCUCUUGAUAUCAGUGUCAUGUACUUCUCAUAGUUUGGCCAAUUAUGCGUCAACGGGAACUUUUUAUCCAUUGCUUCUUCUUUGUGGAUUGAUCUGGCCAAUCGAGGGUAUGCCGAAAUUUCUUCAAUGGCUUAGUUUAACGAUGCCUAUAACGGUACCGGGAAAGUCACUAAGGGAGAUUAUGCAAAAAGGGACUGACCUCGACGAGCCGGAGGUAUACUCAGGAUUUUUAGUGGUCACUGUGUGGAUUUUUGCCCUCGCAUUCAUUUGUCUGCUUCAAUUAAGAUACAAAUCUUGAUUUCGACAUAAAGGUUAAAAUUAAUGUGGAAAAAGACAUUAAAUUGGAAAAUAAACCACCUCGUAUCGUUUAAAUAGUGAAAAAGGCAUCUUUCUUCGCAAGCUUUACAGGGUUAGUUCAUUCUAAAUUGAUCUAGUGUAGAGUUAGUUCGUAGCUGCGUACAUAUGUAUACUAGCGGGAUAUUGCGUUUUUAUAUAUAUUGUAAAAUUAUAAUAUGUUUUUUUUAACUACUGAGAAAAUGGAGGACCACGUUAAAGACUCUCACCUACGUCAUUAAUGUACAUUUUGUUCAUAUCGUAAGUGUAGACGUGCGCAAAGUUUCUUUAAGUAUUCUUAGAUUAUUAUAUUUUAUAUAAAAGAUGCGUUAGUUAUUGAUUACUUAGUAAGUAAGCGGAAAAAUGUUAGGAAGAGGAUAUGCCUUUACCUCGUACUUUUACUCUUCGUUUAAACUU
Molecule: messenger RNA, 2564 nt
Organism: Bombus huntii
Lineage: Eukaryota; Metazoa; Arthropoda; Insecta; Hymenoptera; Apidae
Product: ABC transporter G family member 20-like
Exons: 14
Coding region: 34-2112 (692 amino acids)
Cellular component (GO): membrane
Molecular function (GO): ATP hydrolysis activity; ABC-type transporter activity; ATP binding
Source: RefSeq, a predicted model, not a curated record